GCGCAUGCGCGAAUCGUGUCUCCCGGAAACAACAUGGUUGUUUUGGUAUCGGCUAGUAAAACAGUCAUCUGUCAAAAGGUAAAACAACACAUAAACUAGCCAGCUUUCACCCCUGGAUUAACCUCGCUCAUCAGGAUAACCUUCACUAUGUUCUCUCCGAGUUGAUGAAACGAACUGUGUUUCGAGGAAAGGACAGAUAUUUGGUUAUUUUUGGUGAAUGAAAGCUAGCUGACGUUAGCAGUUAGCUAGCUUGUCACUUUGUCAACACUUAGUUCAAUAUGGACUGCACGGCGCUGGAGAUCGAUGCUUUCAAAUUUGCCAAAACAGCUGUCACCUAUGACCAGAGUGGCAAAUACAAUGAGGCUGUAUUCUAUUAUAAGGAGGCAGCCCAGGCCCUGAUAUAUUCUGGGAUGGCCGGGUCCAAACUGGAGGGGAUCCAGGUCAAAGUGAACGAGUAUCUGGAUCGAGUCCAAGCCCUCCAUAAUGCAGUCCAGGCCCAGAAGAGCGACCCGCUGAAGUCCCGGCAGCAUUUGGACCUGGAGCGCGCUCACUUCCUGGUCACUCAGGCCUUCGAGGAAGACGAGAAGGGGAACGACGAUGAAGCCGUGGAGCUGUACACUCAGGCUGUGGAGCUGUGCAUUAACACGUCGAACGAGACCUCGGACCAGGCGCUGCAGAUCAAACUGAAGCAGCUGGCUCGUCAAGCUUUAGAAAGGGCGGAGGGUCUCAAAGAGUCCCAGUCCAAACUCACUCCCACUCAGGACCGACCGGGCCCUCCUGGAUCCAAACUCCCCCCCAGCAGCAGCUCCUCUUCUGGGGGUCCGGCCCGGCAGUUCUUCCCCCUCGGGCCGGACUUCAGCCUCCAGGAGCGUCCGCAGCCGGUGAGGGCCGUGCAGAGCAGCGAGCCGUCGGGCCAGCGCUACAGCGGCGAGGAGAUCGAGGUGCUCAGGAGUACAUCUACCAUCAACGGCAUCGCCUAUGUUCCCUUCAUGAGCGUCGACCUGAGGGAGCGGUUCGCCUUUCCGGUCCCUUUCUCGGACAAAUUAGGGAAACUGGCGCUGUCUCCCAAACAGAAAGCCAUCUUCUCUCGCUGGGUGCGGCCAGACGAGCUCUGCAACAACCCGACCAUGAUCAUGUCCGUGUCCAGCUUCAGCAUCAAACAGACGGUGGUGUCCGACUGUUCCUUCGUGGCGUCGCUCGCCAUCAGUGCUGCUUACGAGAGGCGCUACAACAAGAAACUCAUCACCAGUGUCAUCUACCCUCAGAACAGACGAGGUGAGCCGGAGUAUAAUCCCUGUGGGAAGUACAUGGUGAAGCUUCACAUCAACGGCGUCCCCAGGAAGGUGAUCAUAGACGACUUCCUGCCGGUGGACCGUAACGGGGAGCUGCUGUGCUCGUACUCCAGCAACAGGAACGAGCUGUGGGUGUCUCUGAUAGAGAAAGCCUACAUGAAGGUGAUGGGAGGCUACGACUUCCCCGGGUCCAACUCGAACAUCGAUCUUCACGCGCUCACCGGCUGGAUCCCUGAACGCAUCGCCAUGCACUCUGACAAUCAGUCCUUCAGCAAGGACGACACUUUCCGUAUGCUCUUCCAGAGGUUUCACAGAGGUGACGUCCUCAUCACCACGGCAACGGGGGUGAUGACAGACGAGGAGGGGGAAAAGUGGGGUUUAGUGCCGACUCACGCCUACGCUGUCCUCGACAUCAGGGAACACAAGGGGAUGCGUUUCCUGCAGCUGAAGAACCCGUGGAGUCACCUGCGAUGGAAAGGGCGUUACAGCGAGCGUGACGAGAAGAACUGGACCCCCGACCUCCUGAAGUACCUCAACUUUGACCCCAAAACUGCACAGAAGUUCGAUAAUGGUGUUUUCUGGAUCGCGUUUGAGGACCUCUGUCAGUACUUUGAUGUCAUCUACCUGAGCUGGAACCCCGCCCUGUUCAAGGACUCCUCCUGCAUUCACAGCAGCUGGGAUGGGAAGCAGGGUCCGGUGAAGGACGUCUACAGUCUGGCCAACAACCCGCAGUACAAGCUGGAGGUUCAGUGCCCAGCAGGGGGCGCUGCUGUGUGGGUGCUGCUCACCAGACACAUCACUGACAAGGAUGAUUUUGCACAAAACAGAGAGUUCAUCACUCUGGUUGUUUACAAAACCGAAGGGAAGAAGGUUUACUACCCAGCGGACCCCCCUCCCUACAUCGACGGUAUCCGGAUCAACAGUCCGCACUAUCUGACCAAGAUGAGACUGACCAGCGCCGGCACACACACCUUCACGCUGGUGGUGUCCCAGUAUGAGAAGCAGAACACCAUCAACUACACACUGCGGGUUUACACCGGAUGCAAAUUCACCUUCUCCAAGAUCCCCAACCCCUUCACUCAGACCAAAAGGGUGAACGGUCAGUGGAAGGGUCUCACUUCUGGUGGCUGUGGGAAUUAUAAGGACUCGUACAAACACAACCCCAUCUAUCAGAUCAACAUGGAGCGAGCGGGGCCGCUGCUCAUCGAGCUGAGAGGAUCCAGGCAGUACAGUGUUGGUUUUGAGAUGGUGACGGUCUCCAUGGUGGGGGAUCCGGGGCCCGCCAGCUUCCAGAAGAAAAACAGCGGAGAUUACAGGUGUGGUUUCUGCUACAUGGAGGCGGAGCUUGUCCCCGCUGGCCUCUACAACGUCAUCCCCACCACCUUCCUGCCCAAACAGGAGGGACCCUUCUUCCUGGACUUCUCCAGCACCUCGGCCCUCAAGGUCUCCCAGCUCCAGUGAACAAGAAGAGGAGGAUUAUGGGAUUUCUCUGGUGUCGUGGCCUCAAAAAAACACAAAGAAUGUUUCACAGCCUUCCCCAAACUCCUUCACCAAGGACAGAUAUGGUGAAGUAUUGAGUUAUCGGUGAGGAAUCAUCAAGAGGAACUUCAGUACGGAUGAAACCCAUCGACAGUCUAUGCGUUUUUGAACAAAAUACAACACAUGUUCACCUUUACGCCAUAAAAGGAGCAUAGACAUCUGGGGAUCUCAUAUGAUAACAGAGAUUAUACAACAGUUAAAGGGUUAAAGUGGCAAAAUCCAGCUGCAAAAAAUGUUAAUAUGGCGGCCAGAAAGCAAUUACAUCUUUUCUGUCUCUGUGUUGCUGCAUUGAGCCUCUUAACAAUCCAGGAGCGUAUCCUCAGUAGCUUCUCCAGGUGGACAUUUCCACCAAAUGUGCAUAUGGUGAACCGGGAAAUGUUGAAUACCCCACAGUUUUAUGAUAGAAAUGUAUUGUAGGUUUCCCCAGGACAUAGAAACUGCCGGAUGCUAACUUGCAGAUGUUCGCCAAUUAGCAUAAAUGAGCAUAUGUGGACAAUCGUUAGAAAAUGUCUUGCCCGAUUUGGAAAAUGUUGGAGUUUUUUUUUUUGAGGUUAUUGAGGAUGUUGAAUCCAAUUUUGAAAUGUUCAGGAUCCUAAAUGACAGUUGUUACCAGAGAGUGGCCAUAUGUGUACUCUGUGGGCUUAUCUUGUGAAUUUUUAGUUGAUUUUAAAGUGUUUAGGGGACUCCAAACGGCCACUUAUGAUCCUAAAAGUGUCAGAAAUGGAUUCAACAUCCUCAAAAACCACUCAAACUGUCCAAAUCAGCCGUUUUUUUGCUGUUGUCUGCACAUGCUAAUUAAUGCAACGUGUUAGCAUCCGGCAGUUUCUAUGUGCUGGAGACCCUACUACUGUAUACAUUUCUAUCAUAAAAACGUUGGGGUACUCCACAUUUCAGGGUUCACUAUAGGACUCUAUGAGCUGUCAUCUGGACUGAUAUACUGGCAGCCAGGAUAAAAACGCUAUUUUUGCAGUGUGGAGAACUCGAAAAUGAAGUCUUCUUUUUUUAUUAUUGCUUUACCCGAUCACACUUAGUGAUUUUGGGUUAAAUAUUCUGCAGUCUCAGCCAAAAAAAGGGACAGCUGUUUAGGGUUUUAUGAGGAGGAACGGACAGACGGUUUCCUUUAAUGUUUCAUUGAUUCUCAGGAGCAGCAGCACUGUAACACUGUGUGUGUUACACCUGGAUGUGUGUGUGUGUUACACCUGGAUGUGUGUAUGCGCGUUACACCUGGAUGUGUGUAUGCGCGUUACACCUGGAUGUGUGUAUGCGCGUUACACCUGGAUGUGUGUGUGUGGAAGCAUUUGUUUGAUUGUCGCCAUCAACCUUCUACAGGUGAGAAAAAAUGUGUUGCCAAGUUCACAUCCUCUGUUUACCUGUUUAUUUACAGCACUUUGGACAACCAUGUCUCACUGUGGGUUUGUCAAACGCAACAUACAGUAAGGAAGUGAAUAAGUCACUUUGUUCCCUCAAUGCAAAGCUCACCUUGUGACUUCUUCCUUAUUUUAUAUCCGUAGAACAUUGGACUCGUAAUCAGCACUCUGUCGUGUACAGAAUUACACAAUAUAUAUACUUUUGUGCUGCUUUUAUCUGCAUCAAAUACUCCUCGACUACAGCUGAGUGAAAUCUGAGGCUGCAUGGUUCAGCUGUAUACGGUUUAUUGUUAAUAUAAGUUAAGAUGCAUCGUGUGGAAGCAGCCAUUAGUUGUUCAAAUCUACAUGUAGAGUCAGCGACAGACAGCAGUUGCAAUGCCUUUUAUGUGUAAAGUGUCUGCAGGCUGCACGGCUUUCUGAUGCUUUUGAGGGCUUUUUUGUGCAUGUCGUCACACAAAGUGGUUCUGUGUUCACGGGCUGUACGAAGUGAAUGUAAACAGUCCGCAAGCAAUAUUUCAUCAUAGUAAAAUGUUAGAUAACAGUGAUGUAAAACUCUCAGAAGCAGCACGUUAUCACAUUUAUAAUCGUGGAACUAGGUGUGUUGGUGAACCUGAUGUUUAUUUGGCAUUUAUGCUCAUUUAAUGACUCAAAAAGGAUUAAAUAAUACCUUAAAUUGCUGUCGUACGGAAGAGGAUUAGCGCCAAAUGUGACGUUUUUUUCACGUAGCCCUAAUCCUCUCUUUCUGUACUUCUGAUUUAAGUUUUAUUAUUUGACUUUUUGAUGAUUUGAAACUGAGUCUGGACAACUUACAGAAACAUUUUCACAAUAUAAUCCACCAUUUUUUUUUUUUUGGUUCUUGAUUUCACUAUUAACCAUCGCUUUGGCUUUUGCCGAUACACUCUACCUGGUACAUAGUAAUGCGUGGCUGGGGAGCAUGGUGACCAUUUUCAUUCAUAAUUACUGUUAACAUGAAUUAAUAGUAAGACUGUUUGUUGAACCUUGCCAAGUCUUUCUGUCUGAUAUCCACUUGUUCAUUCAUGCCAUUUCUCUCUGCUUCCACAUUCAUGUAAAUGCAGGACAAUCUGGCAGCCGCCUGUUUGAAUGUUUGAAUGAUGACGUAAUGUUUGCAGAACUUGCACUAAAUGUGGGGCUGACGUGUUCAAACUCUGAAUACAGAAAUGAUAUCUGA
Trematomus bernacchii (emerald rockcod) is the source of this 5387-nucleotide messenger RNA. RefSeq names its product calpain 7 (gene capn7). The record is from RefSeq and is a predicted model, not a curated record. NCBI's taxonomy places the organism in Eukaryota, Metazoa, Chordata, Actinopteri, Perciformes, Nototheniidae. The transcript is spliced from 21 exons. Gene Ontology annotation, biological process: proteolysis. Gene Ontology annotation, molecular function: calcium-dependent cysteine-type endopeptidase activity. The coding region runs from base 279 to 2753 and encodes 824 amino acids.